AUGUCUUCCAAAGUUAUUUUAUUAAUCUUAUUAAAUUUAUUAAUUGUUGAAGGAGAACAAUGUCGAUGUUUAUGUUGCGAUCCUGAACCUUGUCUAGUUAAACCUCUUGAAAAUCAAUUUUAUGUUGAUAAAUGUUGGGUUAAUGGACAAUUCGAAUGUAUAAACAUUUGUCGCAACCGAUAUCCCGAUAAAUGUGGUCUUAGUUCAUCUGUGCUUGUACCUAUUUGUCGAGCUUCGUCGAUUAAUUCAUUUUAUGUAUUUUUGAUUUCAUUCAUUUAUUUUAUUCAUCAAUUCGUUUUUUAUUGA
Molecule: messenger RNA, 306 nt
Organism: Rotaria socialis
Lineage: Eukaryota; Metazoa; Rotifera; Eurotatoria; Philodinida; Philodinidae
Source: the annotation of a GenBank genome assembly